Messenger RNA from Capsaspora owczarzaki ATCC 30864, 960 nucleotides. Its product is annotated as ubiquitin conjugating enzyme protein 26. The record is from RefSeq and is a predicted model, not a curated record. The coding region runs from base 64 to 807 and encodes 247 amino acids. Lineage: Eukaryota; Filasterea; Ministeriida; Capsasporidae. The transcript is spliced from 3 exons.
UCCUUGUUUUAGCAUCUGCUCUGAGCAACUCACUUUCAACAACGAAACACCUCAAACCUAGCCAUGUCCGUCCAGUGCACGCAGCGGCUUCAGAAGGAGUACCGGAUGAUCCUGAAGGACCCGGUGCCGUACAUUCGCGCGGUGCCGCGGACAUCCAACAUUCUCGAGUGGCACUAUGUCAUCACCGGGCCAGAGAACUCGCCCUACCACAACGGACUGUACCACGGCAAGCUCGUCUUCCCAAAGGACUACCCGUUCAAGCCACCCGCCAUCUCCAUGUUCACCCCCAGCGGUCGCUUCCAGACCAACACAAGACUCUGCCUAUCGAUGAGCGACUUUCAUCCAGAGCUGUUCAAUCCUGCUUGGUCUGUUGCAAGCAUCCUCACAGGUUUGCUCUCGUUCAUGCUGGAAAGCACUCCCACGACCGGCUCAAUCGAGUCGAGCGAUGAGACCAAACGACAGCUCGCGCUGGAAAGUGCGGCUGUCAAUCUCAAGCAGCCCUUGUUUUGCGAGCUCUUCCCAGAACUAGUAGAAGAGAUCAAGGCCAAGGCAGCAGCAGCUGCUGCUGCUGCCGAGACCUCGUCCUCCUCUUCAUCCGCGCCUUCGACGGAGAAUCCAGCCAACAAUGCUCCUGCUUCGCCUGACAACAAGCCAGUGGCUGCGGGAGCUGGAGCUGCCAGUCCUGCACGGAAAAAUAACCGAUCAGCAAAGCACGAUCCCCCGACAUUUCUGAGCAAUGCCGUGGCGGCGAUGCUGAUUGGUGUUUUUGCGGCAAUCGUUUACUGUGUCCUCCAGACUUCUGUGUGAUGGGCACUGUCAUGUUGAGCUGUUUGUGUUUGCCGGUUUUGUCGAUACGUUUCAUGUGAAUACACAUCUCGAAAGUGAGGGGAGGGACAAACGAGCGCACUAAUUUUGUUUUUCGCGACUUUUUCCCCCAGCUCUUGAGAACCAAUAAUGGAA